This is a messenger RNA of Micropterus salmoides (largemouth bass), 3380 nucleotides long. RefSeq names its product advillin (gene avil). The transcript has 20 exons. Gene Ontology annotation, cellular component: actin cytoskeleton; cytoplasm. Gene Ontology annotation, biological process: actin polymerization or depolymerization; barbed-end actin filament capping; actin filament severing. Bases 115 to 2568 code for a protein of 817 amino acids. Gene Ontology annotation, molecular function: actin filament binding; phosphatidylinositol-4,5-bisphosphate binding. Lineage: Eukaryota; Metazoa; Chordata; Actinopteri; Centrarchiformes; Centrarchidae. The record is from RefSeq and is a predicted model, not a curated record.
GGAAAAUCAGCUGUUGGACGAUCACAGGAAAGUCUUAUAGCCAGAAUACCAGAAAAAGAAAUACAAAGAACAAAAGUGUACAAGUGCCACUGAAUCGGAGUGCAUCUGAGCAACAUGGAGUACACAUUCAGAGCAGUAACUCACAGCCCCGGGAUUAUAAUCUGGAGAAUUGAGAAAAUGGAGCUGGUACAAGUCCCUGACAAAUCUUAUGGAAGCUUUUAUGAGGGUGACUGCUACAUACUUCUGUCUACUCAGAAGGUGGGCAGCUCUCUGCGUUAUAAUAUCCACUACUGGAUCGGCUCCCAGUCCACUCAGGAUGAACAGGGUGCAGCUGCUGUUUACACCAUCCAGCUGGAUGAAUAUUUGGGUUCCACUCCGGUCCAGCACCGCGAGGUUCAGAACUACGAGUCUAAUGAAUUUAGGGGUUACUUCAAACAAGGAAUAAUCUUUAAGAAAGGUGGAGUUGCAUCAGGCAUGAAGCACAUUGAAACCAACACCUAUGACGUUAAGAGGCUGCUUCAUGUCAAAGGGAAGAAAAGAGUGACUGCUAAGGAGGUGGAGAUGAGCUGGAAAAGCUUCAACCUUGGAGAUGUGUUUUUGCUGGACAUUGGCAAGACAAUUAUUCAGUGGAACGGACCCAAGAGCAACACACAGGAAAAGCUUAAAGGCAUGUUGCUGGCCAAAGACAUCCGAGACAGAGAGAGAGGAGGUCGGGCUGAGAUCAGAGUGAUCGAGGGUGAAGCAGAGAGCAACUCUCCUCAGAACAUGGAGAUGUUGAACAGUGUUCUUGGAGAAAGAACCUCCAAGCUGACGGAUGGACCUCCAGAUGAAACUGCUGACCAGGAGCAGAUGUCAAACCUUACACUUUACCACGUGUCAGAUGCUGAUGGUGAGAUGAAGGUCACAGAAGUUGCUACCAAACCACUGGUUCAGGAUCUCCUCAACCAUGAGGACUGCUACAUCCUGGAUCAGGGAGGGAUGAAGCUCUUUGUGUGGAAGGGGAAGAAAGCAAACAAAGCUGAAAGACAGGCUGCCAUGAGCAGAGCUUUGGAGUUCAUCAAAGUGAAAAACUACCCGAUCACUACAAAUGUGGUAACAGUGAAUGACGGGGCAGAGCCGGCUCUCUUCAAGCAGCUGUUCCAGAGGUGGACUGUAAAGGACCAGACUCAAGGUCUGGGCAAAGUGAACACAAGAGGGAAAGUUGCUCACAUCACACAGGAAAAAUUUGAUGCCUCUCUGAUGCACGUGAUGCCAGAGGUCGCUGCACAGGAGCGAAUGGUGGACAAUGGCACAGGUCAAGUGGAGGUGUGGCGAAUUGAGAAUCUGGAGCUUGUGCCUGUGGACCCUAAAUGGUACGGAUACUUCUAUGGAGGAGACUGCUACCUGAUCCUCUACACUUACUUGGUUAACAACAAGAAGUGUUACUUGCUUUAUAUAUGGCAGGGGCGUCAUGCGACACAGGAUGAACUGGCAGCCUCAGCAUUUCAGGCUGUGAACUUGGAUCAGAAGUACGGUGAUGAGCCAGUUCAAGUGAGAUUAACAAUGGGCAAAGAAACAAGACACUUCAUGGCGAUUUUCAAGGGGAAAAUGGUCAUAUUUGAGGGGGGCACAUCUAGAAAAGGGUCUUCUGACCCAGAGCCACCAAUAAGGUUGUUCCAGGUCCACGGUACUGACACAUCCAACACUAAAGCCAUAGAGGUUCCAGCCCUGGCCGCCUCUCUCAACUCCAAUGAUGUGUUUUUACUAAAGAGCCAAACAGGAAUAUAUCUGUGGUGUGGAAAGGGAUCAAGCGGAGAUGAGAGAGCCAUGGCAAAGGAUAUCAGCUCUGUGAUUGGCCAGAACUCCCAGAAAGACUCUGAGCAGAUUGUGGCGGAGGGUCAAGAGUCCAUUGAAUUCUGGGAGUUGCUUGGAGGGAAAGCUCCCUAUGCCAGUGAGAAGAGAUUACAGCAGACAGGUUCAGAAUACCAGGCGCGCCUGUUUGAAUGCUCCAAUAAGACGGGCCGUUUCAUUGUGAGCGAGGUGACUCAGUUCACGCAGGAAGACCUCAACGAGGAUGAUGUCAUGCUCCUGGACACAUGGGACCAGGUGUUUCUCUGGAUCGGCAAAGGGGCCAAUGAGGUGGAGCGCAAAGAAGCAAUGGUCACGAGCCAAGAGUACCUGCGCACCCACCCGGGUACCAGAGACCCCGACACCCCUAUCAUCUUGAUCAAGCAAGGAUUUGAGCCGCCCACCUUCACUGGGUGGUUCACAGCCUGGGACCCCUCCAAAUGGAGUGGAGGAAAGACCUACGAGGAGUUGAAGAAGGAGCUGGGAAAUGUAGCAUCACCUAUUCGUGUUACAACUGAGCAGAAGAGUGUUGAAAGUGAGAAAAUCUUUCAGUGUUUUCCACAUGACAAGUUGGUCAACAAGCUUGCCAGCGAGCUGCCUGAAGGUGUUGACCCGACCCAAAAAGAGAAAUACCUCUCUGACUCUGACUUCAUCGCCGUAUUUGGGAUCACCAAAGAUGACUUUGCACGCCUGCCUGGGUGGAAACAACUGAACAUGAAGAAAAUAAAGGGGAUGUUUUGAUCAUAUUGUUUCUGUGUUUGAAAUACGCUAUUACUGUUAAAAGACAACAGGAGGACUGUCUUUGAGUCAGCACACCCCCCCUCCCCUACAACUACUGACUUUCCACUUGAGCUCAGUCUCCUUGUUAACCUAUUUGAGGACAGGAUUUUGGAGUAAAUCUUAAUGUGUCUUUUCAUCCUCUGGUUUUAUUGUGAUUCAUACAUUUGUUUUAACUCACUGUAAUACAAGUCUUUACUUUUUUAACCUGUGCUCAGUUGACACUGUUUAUUUAAGAGAUCUUGUGAUAAUAUAAUUUGAACCCUUGGUAUGAAAAAAUAUAAAAUGUAUUGCUUAUUCUGCUGUGUUCACGUGGCAUGACUUACAUCACCAACGCAGUUUACUCCAUACUGAGACAUCACAUUAACCCUAUGAGCAUACAAAAAUGUGAACACCUCUCAUAAUAAUAAUGUAUGUCUGUCUCUAUAUUUUAGCUGUCGUGUAACUUUUGGUAUAUGUAUGCUAAAUAGAUGGUUAGAUGGUAACUUUAUUAAUACUACUAUACUUUAUACUGUUGUAUGGAUGUAUGGUUAUAUGUUAUAUGUUUUAUGAUGUUAUGUUUUAAUGGAGCCAGUGCUAUGGCAUUAUGUUUUAUUGUUGUAUAUCAAUUGCUGUGUGACUUAAUGUGUUUUAUUAUUUUUGUUUCUUUUAAGCUAUUAUGUGCCUAGUAUAACAUCUUGCCAAUGGACUACAGUUGAAAAUUAGCCUGCUGGCUAACACUGGCACAUUUACAGAAAUGUUGAUUAAUGUGCACUGUCCUUAAAUAAAUAAAUGAA